Messenger RNA from Thamnophis elegans (Western terrestrial garter snake), 1245 nucleotides. RefSeq names its product potassium channel subfamily K member 16-like. Gene Ontology annotation, cellular component: membrane. Gene Ontology annotation, molecular function: potassium ion leak channel activity. The transcript is spliced from 7 exons. Gene Ontology annotation, biological process: stabilization of membrane potential; potassium ion transmembrane transport. The record is from RefSeq and is a predicted model, not a curated record. The coding region runs from base 1 to 1245 and encodes 414 amino acids. NCBI's taxonomy places the organism in Eukaryota, Metazoa, Chordata, Lepidosauria, Squamata, Natricidae.
AUGUUUUACAGCAGAGUACAGAGUUGUAUGUUAGCAGCUGCCUACCUUGCUUAUCUCCUGAUGGGCGCUUUCAUCUUCCAAGUUCUGGAAAAAGAUGCCAAGAGGCUACAGCAAGGCAUCACUUUUAGACUGGAGGACUUUCUGAAGAACGUCACUUCCCUCAGUGCAGUGGAGGUGAACAUCUUAGUGGAGAAUCUGAUGGAAGCUGUUAGGAGGGGCAUAUAUCCAGCAGAAAAUGAAUUCUCUGAUGAACACAACAAUUGGGAUUUCAGUAAUUCUUUCUUCUUUGUGGGUUCUAUGUUAUCCACAAUAGGCUACGGAAAACUCUCCCCCAAAACAGCUGGUGGUCAGCUUUUCUGUGUCUUUUUUGCUCUCUUUGGAAUUCCUCUGAAUAUUGUCUUUUUGCAGCAUAUUGGCAAGAUGCUCUCCAUGGUCUGCGAACGGCUAGCUAAAUGGCUGUAUAGGAAAGGUGUAAAAAAGAAAACCGCAAGGGGCUUGACGCUUCUGUUCUUCCUGCUUAUGGGAAUACUAGUGUUUCUUUGUGUGCCAUCGGCCAUCAUUCGAAAAAUAGAGGGCUGGUCCUAUAGUGAAGCAAUUUAUUUUACAUUUAUUACCCUCAGCACCAUUGGAUUUGGAGAUUAUAUGAUAGGGAGGCAACAUGACAAAUUCUACUUCCCUGGCUAUCGGAUUGUGGUAGCAAUUUGGAUUAUCUUCGGACUUGCUUGGAUAGCAUUACUGUUUAAUUUACUAACAACAUUACUGGAAGACCCAAAUGAGAAACCCAUUGAGGAUUAUCUUCAGGUCAAGACAGUCAGAAAGAAAAAGAAGAACUCAAAAAAGGACCCAUCUUCUUCACUGGAAGAUGGCCCAGCGUUACAUUCCAAUACCAAAGUCUCUGAGGAAGAUGAAUGUCUGAGUAUAAAUUCAAAGUCCAAGUCUGUUGCCAUUGCCAUUGUUGCAGCCAAAAGCAAUAAGCAAGAUUUCUAUAGUGUCUUUCAGCAUAUGCACACCAGAACGGUUCACAAAGUGUCAUUAUGCUCAGAUCUCAGGAGCAAAGAGAUGAAGCAAAAGGGAUUUGAAGUCAAUAUAGGAAUGUUUGACAAGGUUUUCUCUAGGAGGUAUGAUUUAUGUGGAAAGCAGGAGGUCAACAAAGAUCCAUCUGUAAACAGGGAUGAAGUAGAUGAUUUGGAAAGGAAAGGAGAUAGCAUUGAGAACAUGCACUCUAGAUCUCCGCUUUAUCGAUAA